Stegastes partitus (bicolor damselfish) is the source of this 1675-nucleotide messenger RNA. It is a transcript of the gene ino80c, whose product is annotated as INO80 complex subunit C. Gene Ontology annotation, cellular component: Ino80 complex. Gene Ontology annotation, biological process: chromatin remodeling. Lineage: Eukaryota; Metazoa; Chordata; Actinopteri; Pomacentridae. Bases 106 to 714 code for a protein of 202 amino acids. The record is from RefSeq and is a predicted model, not a curated record. The transcript has 5 exons.
CAGUCUGUUUACAACUCUGAUGGCGGACGGCUAAUGCUAACCACCGAGGGAGGAAGCUGCAGUUAAAUCGUAUUUUACUAACAUUUUGCGGCGGUUUCGCUACAAAUGGCUUCUCAGAUCCCUAUUACCGUCAGGACCCAGCCGACGGCCGCCAGCUCCGCCGCUCUCCGGGGGAAGAAACGUCCCGGAAGUCCGGCGGUGUCCGGAGCUCCGCAGGCCGCCGGGAGCAACAAGAAAAAGAAGCCGGCAGCGACUCCGACAACUCAGGCCCAGGUAUUUCAUCAGGUAGCGACAGUGGAGCCGGCGGCUGAGGUGAAGCCGGUGGGAUCAGCUGACGGCGGUCCAAACGCCGCCGCGGAGUCCACCGCGAAGCCUCCGCCUUUCAAAGACCACACGUUCAUGCACUCUGGGAUUGGUGGAGCAGCAGCAGGCAAAAAGAACAGGACCUGGAAGAAUCUCAAACAGAUUCUGGCUUUGGAGCGGACUUUACCCUGGAAGCUCAACGAUCCCAACUACUACAACAUUGACGCUCCUCCUUCCCUGAAACCAGCCAAGAAAUACUCAGACAUCUCUGGCCUGCCUGCCAACUACACAGACCCUCAGACCAAGCUACGCUUCACAUCUUCUGAGGAGUUCUCUUACAUCCGGCUCCUCCCCACUGAUGUUGUUACCGGCUACCUGGCCCUUCGAAAGGCAACAUGCAUCGUACCCUGACAGCGGAGCGACGCUGGAAACCUGAAACACACCAGAACUGAACUCAUGUCAGCGCAGGAGGCUGCCGAGCUGACCGGGACGGAGCUCAGAGCUCAGAGCUGAACCUGGGUCUGGAGGCUGCUGGAGGGGAAACUGCAAGAGCUCAAAUGCUGCUAAACUGUAGUACUGCUGUGACUGAACCUCAAGCAGUUUCUGGGUAUUUUACUCACUGUGGAUUAAUUUGUCACUGCAAUGUAAAGUCCUGCAUCUCUGUGGAAACAGAACAACCACAAUGAAGAGGAAAAAGGACUCAAACCUGUCUUCUGUGUAGUAUGACACGGUUAUAAUGCUGUAAAUCACAAGAACGGAUAAAAACAAAAGUUCAAAUUCCACGAUUCUUUAUUUUCUUUAAAAAUUAAAGAAACCUGGAAUACACAUUUUCCAACUGCCCAAAGCUUUUUUUUUUUUUUUUUAGAAAGACUAGAAAACAUUGUGGCUCUACAUACUACAGAUAUUUUACCAUUUGCAUGUUUAAUGUUUCCAUACUUGUAUCCAAUCAGCUCUGUGAAAGCACAGCCUGCAGUUCAGCCGAAAAGUCCCUGAAAUUUUAUUACAUCAUUCAACUUUCUUUUUAUUUCCCCCUCAUUUUUAUGAUGUAUGGCAUUAUAACUGUGUGAAGACAGUUUUGAGUCCUCUGUACUUCUAGUCAUGGUUGUUCUGUUGCCAUAGAGCUGCAGGACUUCAUGUUGAAGUGCAAAAUGAGCCCACAGUGAGGAAAAAUGUAACAGGAGCAAAAAACAUGCCCAGAAACUGCUCAGAGUUCAGAUGAUUCAGAUGUUAAAUGCCACACUGUGUCAAAUAUCUGUUUCUAGUGGCAGAUUGUGGAGGAGAAACGUUGCUGUUGGAAAGACUUUGAUUUUGCUUAUCCUAAGGUGCCUCUUAAGUAGCUUGAAUUUUGCAUUAAAGUCUCUUUUUCUAUUCA